AUUUUACUAGUUCGGUGCAAGUUUAAUCUACUAAAUGGACUAAAUUAUUUUUGUUGUUGUUUAAAGCAAACUGUGCUGAAUGGAGUAGUACUAUAGGAAGGAUAAAAUCAUUAACUGGAUAAAAAAAUAAUUUGAAUAAUUUCCGGAUAUAAAUACAAACUGAGCCAUAAUUUUACGAAAGUGUUUUUGCAAAGUUUGGAAUAAAGCGGAAUCGAUAUUCAACUAGGUUCUGUAACAUAUAAUUGAGAAUGCAUUUGCUUGAUGUGUUGAAAAUAGUGUCAGUAUCUGUUUGUGUAUAUGGUCACAAGUACAUGAGUGAACAUAUACCAAAUGGCGACAGAGUACCCCAUCCUUGUGGACAGGGUUAUAUAUGGGAAGGAGUAGGGCACCAUUAUCCUGGCGGAGCAAAGGGAACUGGUGGAAUAAGAAACAGAUUUGGCAUUGAUUUUAAACUCGCUAGUUUGAAAUGGACAGAGGAGUUAUGUAAAAAAGAUUCUGAUAUGGACGGACAAUCAAAUGGCCAAGAACUAGGUGAUCCUGAUUGUAACUGGAAACCUGGAGAUGUUCCCAAAAUGGAAGCCAAAUCUCAUCCAGGGAUAUGUGAUCCUAUUGACGAUGAAACAUGUAUUGCAUUAAAUGAGAGAUUUGGAGAUCGACUGGACUGCAGUAGGAUAGAUAAGCCUUGUCCUGCGUUAUCUGAACCGGGCAUGAAGAAAAAAGACUUACGAUUUCCACAGACGCCUAUCCCAGGUGUUGAUACUUCAUACACUUGUAUGGUAUACGACCUGCCAACAGAUGGGGACUUCCACUUGGCAUCGACCACACCAAUAAUUAACAACACAGAUAUUGUUCAUCAUAUGAUUUUGUUCGGCUGUGACUUUCCAGAAAAUUUUAACAAAAGCGUUAUGUACAGAAUGAAAAGUGAGUUUAUUUUUAAUAAACAUGUAAAUAUUGUAAUUCAGAUUCAUUGGAAUAAUCCACGAAAGUUACUCGGACAGACGGACAGUUCCGGUAUGACGAUUCAUUAUACUGCUAACCGAAGACCAAACGAUGCGUCUAUGUUCAUACUUGGUCAGGAAUAUAUAGAGAUACCCCCGAGUUCAAGUGGGGUGACCUUCAAAGCCACAUGUCCGUCUCAGUGUACGAGUGAAAUAUUCAAGGAGAAAAUUUACAUAACGCGUGCGGCUAAUCACAUGCACUACUAUGGUAAAAGACAACGAAUAAGCAUAUAUAGAAAUGGGACAAAAAUAAGAGAUCUUACUGAUGAGAAAAAUUAUAACUAUGAUCAUCCAAAAUUUCACCAUUUUAAUCCACCAGUCGAGAUCCACCCUGGAGACGAUAUAGUUACAGAAUGCACGUACAAAUCCGACAAAGAUAAAACAAUUAAAUUCGGCGCUGCAACGAGUGACGAAAUGUGCUAUGGAUUUUUAACAUACUAUCCACGGCAAAAUUUUAUGCAAACAUUGUGUAUUCAGUGGAAAAGUAUACAGCGUUGCGUUCGUAAACUUCCAAAGUUUGGUGGAGUUUACGAUGGUUGUGAGUGGAGAAGCUUCACAGAGGGCUCAAACAAAGCUGUGUUAGCUCAAGGUUUUUCUAAAGACAUCUGUGGCUAUUACAAUCAAAAUAAGCAGUGUAAUUCUAAUUGCACAGACUUUUCUCAGAAGAUUUUACAACAUCCGUGCCUUAAAGGAGACCUAGGAGAUUUUAUUGGAGUUCGCACAAAGACACCAAUAGAUAUUCUACGUACGUGUGCUGAAGUGACUUUUAAUAGAGCGGAAAGUGUUACAUUUACGGCAAUAACAUUUGGUGCUAGUUUGUGUAUUCAUUUUUUACAUUUUGUGUACAGGGUUAGGUGACGGAUUUUUUUACAAAAACCAUCAUAUAUGUCUUUAUAUUUGUGAAUGUUAGUAAUUGUGGCGUGUUGUACAUUUGACCGUCUUCUGUACAGGAAUAAAAUUCCUUUAUAAGCAUUAUAUAAAUAUAUAAACGCCAAAUGUAAUAUUAUUAAUAUCAGUUGUACAUUCUGAGCAUAUCUCUUUUAGUUGCUUUUUUUAAUUCAAUACAAGGGCAAACUGUCCUCCUCAGGAACUAAAAUAUGGAACAAAGAUAGAAUGAUGUAAUUGUCCCGUUUCGAAAUGUUUGUCAAGAAUAAUGCUUAUUUGUUUAAGGAGUUGUAUAUUUCACCUGCAGGGGUAUGUCUCAUCUCUAAAAAUUAUUUUACUGAGGAAAAUAUGAUCUAAGUUUCUUAACCAAUCUUUAUCUUUUAAAUAUAGUAUGUCGAGUUUUUGUGUACGAAUUAAUUAGUAUUUUUGUGUGUUAAUGUUGUUUUUAUAAUUAAAUACUCAGGAAUAUCUUAUUUUCACAACUUUGUCAAUACCACAUCCACAUAUGCUGACAAGGGAUUAAAUUUUACUGCAUACUUUUUACUUUGUUUUUAUUUUAAGUACACAUGUAUCAGCAUUUAUACUGUAUCAUUAUGUAAUAAACAUGAUUUAUUCGAUUUAUACGUUUGUCUGUUUAUAUCCAGA
This is a messenger RNA of Ruditapes philippinarum (Manila clam), 2528 nucleotides long. RefSeq names its product dopamine beta-hydroxylase-like. The record is from RefSeq and is a predicted model, not a curated record. Bases 249 to 1856 code for a protein of 535 amino acids. NCBI's taxonomy places the organism in Eukaryota, Metazoa, Mollusca, Bivalvia, Venerida, Veneridae. Gene Ontology annotation, molecular function: copper ion binding; dopamine beta-monooxygenase activity. The transcript is spliced from 9 exons.